AUGGUUCACAUGAGGAAUCUUGCCGCAGCUACGGCUGCUCUCGUGGCCACCGCCGCAGCAGAGGAUGUGCUCUUCAGUCGGCGGUCACUCGAGAAGCGCCAGGAGAGUCCCGAGCUGUACAAUGUGUCCUUCUUCCACAUAAACGAUGUGCACGCCCAUCUCGAUGAGUUUCGCUCUUCUGGUACGGACUGCGACAAUCCGGCCAGAGGCUGCUAUGGUGGCUAUGCUCGUAUCAAGACCAUCGUUGACGACAUCCGGCCGGGCACUGAGAACUCGCUGUUCUUGGAUGCGGGCGAUGAGUUUCAGGGUACCAUGUUCUACAACUACUACAAAGGUGAAAAGAUCGCGGAGACGAUCAACCAGCUUGGUUUCGAUGGCAUGACCCUUGGCAACCACGAAUUUGAUGGCGGAGACGAUCAGCUCGGCGCUUUUCUCGAGAACUUGACUUUCCCAAUCAUCAGCGCCAACAUCCAGUCCGACAACCCCAUCCUCAACAGGACUAUCGUUCCGUAUCACAUCUACGAAGACCUUGGAAUUGCUGUCAUCGGCGUGACUACGCCCGAAACACGCGGCAUCUCCAGCCCCGGCGAGGGCACCACCUUCGGCAACGUCGUCGAAGCUGUGCAGCGCUGCGUGGACGAGAUCCGCUCCACUACCAACAUAACACGCAUCGCAGCUCUCACUCACAUUGGCUACGAAGAGGAUCAGCAACUUGCCGAGUCUACAACAGGCUUGUACCUGAUCAUGGGAGGCCACAGCCAUACGCCUCUGGGAGACUUCGAGGGUGCUGAAGGCCCUUAUCCGACAAUCGUGAACAACACCGACGGCGAGGAAGUUUUCAUCGUUACUGCCUACCGUUGGGGCGAAUACCUGGGCUACAUUGACGUCCUUUACGAUGCUGAAGGCAAGGUUGUCGAGUAUCAUGGCGCACCCAUCCAUGUCACCAACUCUACAGCUCAAGAUGAGGACCUGCAGACACAGAUCGACGCUUGGCGCGAGCCAUUCGAGGCGUUCUCAGCUCAGGAGGUCGGUACCACGAACGUCGUUCUGGAUCAGACCACCUGUCAGCAGAUGGAAUGCACUCUGGGUGACUUUAUGGCAGACGCAAUGCUCGCAUACAGGAAGAAUUUGACCGACGAGGUGGACUUCGCGAUCAUAAAUGCAGGCGGAAUUCGGGCCACGAUCGAUGAGGGAACCAUCACGCGCGGAGAAGUGCUCACGAGCUUCCCAUUCGGCAACUCGAUUGUCGAGAUCACCAUGACUGGGCAGCAAAUCUGGGAUGUCCUUGAAGGCAUUGUCUCAGAGGUCAAUGUUGAGAACGGCGAAGAGGUCACGAGCUUCUUCCAGGUCUCCCGAGGCAUACGCGUUGAGUACAAUCCUAAUGCGGCGAACGGUUCCAAGCUAGUGAGCGUCGAUAUUGGCGAUCCGGAUCUUGCACCCAUUGAGCCAGAGGAGGAGUACAACCUGGUCACAUUGGACUUCCUCGCAGGAGGUGGCGACAACUUCUUUACGCCCACCACCGACUUCGUCUCUCUCGACACUCAGGAUGAAGUGCUCGUGCAGUACAUCCAAGCUCAGAGCCCGGUAAACAUCGAGCUCUCGAGGCGAAUCGUUGAGAGUGAUGGUGCGCCUGGCUCGCCUGGCAACAGCUCGUCUGUUGGAAGCGCAAACAGCACGGAGGGUGCUAAUGGCACCGACAGCAGCUCAGACAGUGGUUCAGGAAACGCUGCGAGUCAAGCGACGGCCGGUCUCGGUGCUGUGGCAUUUGCAGCGAUGGUUGCUCUUGCCGUUGCAGCGUUCUGA
This is a messenger RNA of Cyphellophora attinorum, 1803 nucleotides long. Its product is annotated as 5'-nucleotidase. The record is from RefSeq and is a predicted model, not a curated record. Gene Ontology annotation, molecular function: metal ion binding; hydrolase activity, acting on ester bonds; nucleotide binding. Gene Ontology annotation, biological process: nucleotide catabolic process. Lineage: Eukaryota; Fungi; Ascomycota; Eurotiomycetes; Chaetothyriales; Cyphellophoraceae. The transcript has 2 exons. The coding region runs from base 1 to 1803 and encodes 600 amino acids.